UAAACGACCCCCCCCCCCCCUCCCCUUCACAUUUCUUCCAAGGUCUCCCACAGUAUAGUCUGCGUAACAGAGAAAUACACUCCUGCCUGAUCAUCCACAUCCAUGGUCCAGUCUAUGUGCAGCCAUGGUUAGGAUCUGCCUUGCGAGAGUUUGCUUGCUGCUUCUGCUAAUGCUGGCACUGGCUCUCAAUUGCACGGCAAAAGCAGGGAAACGCCACAAUUCCAGACGACAGAAACGAGAGUGGAUUCUUCCACCUGCCAAACUGAAAGAGAAUCAUGACUAUACCCAGAAACUGUUUAUUGCUAAGAUUCGCUCUGACAAGGAAGAAGAGGAGAAGGUGGAGUACUCCCUUGGAGGGCAUGGUGCUGACAAGCCUCCCUUUAACCUCUUUCUCGUUAACCCUGUAAACGGGUUUGUACGCAUUACUGGCAUCCUGGACCGCGAGGAGCGAGCAGAGUACAAUUUGUUUGGUGUAGCAAGGUAUAAAAAUGGGAGCUUGGCAGAGGCCAACAUUCCACUUACGAUUUCCGUCCUUGAUGAGAAUGAUAACCGCCCGUAUAUUGAGUUCCACUCUGGGGAAGUCACAGAGUCCAGUAAAGAAGGUACCUUUGUCAUGAAGAUCACCGCCAUGGAUGAUGACGAAGAAGGAAACAUUAACUCCCAGAUUGCCUACCAGAUCGUCAGUCAGGAGCCAAAGGGCUCGGCAUCCAUGUUCAAAAUCGACGAAAAGACAGGGAAGCUCUACGUCAACCAAGCCACAUUGGACAGAGAGACGGUUGAUCUCUACAAGCUGGUGGUGAAAGGGACGGAUAUGGGAGGGGCCCUGGGAGGACUGACAGGGACGGGGACGGUGGAGAUCAAACUCCUGGACAUCAAUGACAACGUCCCGACUCUGGAAAAGUCAGAUUAUGCAGGCAGUGUUGAUGAGAAUGUGGCUGAUGUGGUUGUGAUGAGGAUCAAAGCUUUGGACAAAGAUGUGGAACGCACAGAUAACUGGGAGGCCGUCUUUCACAUUGUGAAAGGAAAUGAAGACGGACUCUUUACCAUUGAGACAGACAAGAAGACCAAUGAGGGAAUUCUGAAGCUCGUCAAGGCAGUGGAUUUUGAGGUAGUCCAGAAGCUUGAGCUGAGACUGGUCAUAGAAAAUGUAGCCCCUUUCGUCGUGGGGAGUGCUGUUGAGAUGGAUGUGGACAUGACAGUGGGAGGAGGGGGACCUGGGCCAGGAGCAGGGGCUGGAGGUGGAGGUGGAGCAGGGGCUGGAGGUGGAGGGGCAGGAGCUGGGCCAGGAGCCGGGACAGGGGCAGGGACAGGGGCUGGGACAGGUGCUGGGGCAGGUGCUGGGGUGAAGCCUGGUGUUACGCCUGGGUCUGGUCCUGGGUCUGAGAAAACAGAGAAAAAGAGCUACUCGAUUAAGAUUGCCGUGAACAACAUGCCUGAAGGCCCAGGGUUUCGGCCAACCACCAAGCUUGUGCCUGUGUCUGAAGACCCAGCAGAGUUCCCCAAAGAUGGGGUGAUCACCACCUAUCCUGCUGUGGAUGGAGAUACUGGAGAACCUGCAGAGGAUGUCAGCUAUGCCAAGUCCUAUGAUCCAGACAACUGGUUGACCAUUGAUGUGAAUACAGCUGAGAUCAAACUCAACAAGAAGCCAGAUCGAGAGUCCAAGUUUCUGGUGAAUGGGACAUACUAUGCCAAGAUACUCUGUUUGACCAAGGACAUGCCUGCAAAGACAGCGACAGGCACCAUAGCUAUCCAAGUUCUGGACUCUAACGACCACUGCCCCACCCUGACCACCAGCUUUGAGAGUGUAUGCUCUGAUGAGCGCACAGUGUACGUCACUGCCUUUGAUGAAGAUGUCAAACCGAACGGGGCUCCGUUCAACUUCACCGUGGUUACAGAGGGAACGCGAGGGAAAUGGGAGGUGAAGCCAUUCAAUGAAACCACAGCUGCCCUGCAUUCCCAUGAGGCCUUGUGGCCGGGUGUGUAUGAUGUGCUCGUUCAGGUGGCAGAUGAGCAAGGCCUAGCCUGCCCAGACAAGGAGGUGUUUAGGGUGGAGGUGUGUACCUGCCCAGAAGGUGGGGACUGUCGCUCAAGGCUCAUGGGAUACGCCCAGACCCCCUCCUCCCAACUCUCUGCCCCAGCAAUCAGCCUUCUUCUAACCGCGGCCCUCUUACUGCUACUGCUGCCUCUCCUGGUGGUGUUCUGUCGUUGUGGGGACCCAGCCAGCUUUCCUGACCAGUUCACCGACCUUCCAUUUGAUGUCAAGGCACACCUGAUCUCCUACCACACAGAGGGCAACGGAGAGGAUAGGGAGAUUCCCCUGCGCAGUGUUCCUAUGGUCGUGACUGACCAAGCGAACGUUGGGACUCUGGAAGCGGUGAACUUCGUCACAAAGUCCUCCAGAGUGGCCAACAGCUACCGGAACAGCGGCAUGUACAGUGAAUACAGUAACACGCUGCGUCAAGAGGUCAGCGUGAGUCAGCAAGAGAUGGACACCGGCUACGGAUUCCACAGGGGGGGCUACCAUCUGGGGACCUCUCACGGUUCCACCUUUGGCAGAUACACACAUUCCUCCCAUGCCAGGAACGCUAACGCACAACACAUGUUUGAGGGCAUGGCCCUGCCUGAUGAUUUCCUAGAGGACUACUAUCUCCAGAAGACAAGCGCUGCUCAGGACCCUCCUACGAUGGACAGUUUGUUGCUGUUCGACAACGAGGGCCAGGGUUCUCCUGUGGGCUCAGUGGGCUGCUGCAGCCUCCUGGAAUCUGACAACGAACUCCAGUUCCUCAGCGACCUGGGGCCAAAGUUCAGGACCCUGGCUGAGAUCUGCUCCCCUCCCAAACCCUCUCAACCCCCUAGAGUAGAAAGCGUUGUUGAGUCUAAACAAACCAUCCAAAAAGAGAGCAACAUCGCUAAGAGUACCGUCAACAUCAACCAAUCCUCAACAAGCAUGGUUAACGUCCACCAAUCAUCCACCAGCAGCGUCAACAUUAGCCAAUCAGCUGCGACCCGUCAUGUCACCAGGGCACCCUUGUCUCCCCCUGCUGGUCAGACCAUCCUGGUGCAGCAGCCUAUGUACUACACCACCACCCCUAUUGUGCAGCCUAUGCACUACGUAGUGCAGCCACAGGUCCACAACACUGUGCUGUUGGCAGAGAGGCCCGCUGCUAACCUGCAGGGUAUGAUAGUGAUUGACGGAUCCCAAGUAUCCUCUCAAGGCCUGGUUAUCCAAGGCAAUAGGGUCAUAUCAGAGACCUCAACCUCUGAUGUAAGUACGACCAGCCCUGGAAGCCUUACCAGGCCCACUAUCACCACUAGCCCGGUGAUGAUGGCUCCAGGGAGCCCAGGCUUGGUCCAGGGCUCUGUGCCCACAGGUGGCUGGUCCACCGUAGGUCGCACCUCGGAUGGUAAAUAUAUGAUAGUGGAGAGGCAGGUCAGAACCGAAGCACAAGGCUUAAGCCCAGGUGUUCCUCAGGGCACUCUGCCCAGAGGUGCAGUCCUGGUCCAGGAGGCUGUUCCCCCUCAGGGGGUUUUAGGCACAGCAGCCCAGGGUGGUGUGCGUGGCAUUCUGCCAGGACACACCUUAACGAGGGGGGUGGGGCAAGAAGGGAUGGGGUCGGUUAGGGUGGUUCCGGUUGGUGUUGGACAGCCUAGAGUGGGGCAAGUUAUGUUAGGGCAAUCAGGGAUGGGGCAAGUUAUGUUAAGGCAAGCAGGGAUGGGGCAAGUUAUGUUAGUGCAACCAGGGAUAGGGCAAGUUAUGUUAGGGCAACCGGGGAUGGGACAAGUCAGGGGGACGCAGUUUGGGGAGGGGCAAGUACUAGCAGGACAGACCGCCGUAAGGCAAGUUCUGCCAGCAGGCGUGGUGCAAGCUGGGUUCAGUCAGGUCAGUGUGGGUCAGAUGACAACAGGUUUUCAGGGUGUCCCAGUCUGUGCCCAGCGGGGGCCCUUACUGAGAGGGUGCAUGACUAGUCAUGAGGGGUCACAAGUGAUAGCACCAAGACACACUUCACCUCCUGAGGUCUUAACAACACAGACCAACACUGUAUCCGAGAGCCGGUUCACUUUUGAAACUGCCGUGUCUACAAACAACGAGUGGGGAAAUCCGUCGCUGUCCGAGGAGGAAGAAGAGCCAGGAGAGACCUCUGAAGACGUGUCGGAAAGCGAAGACACCGAAGACGAGUUCUCAGAAAGCGAGACACCAGCCGUGCCUGUCCCUGAAGAUCCAACUCGGGAAGACGGUACUAAGGAGGAGGACGCAUUGGAGGCUUCCCCUCUGACAACUGAGAUUACACUGGAUGAGGGUCCCGGGGAGGAGCGCUUGGUGUUAGCAACCGAGACCUCGGAACGGCAGAGCGAACAGCCUGACUUACUGGGAGAGGAACGAGCAGAAGAAGCCGCUAACAUAGGCUUUGCAGAUGAAAGUAUUUCCCCGAUUGAGGUAUCUGAGGAUCUACAUGAACAGACUGCAGAGGAGACGGCAUUGGAGAUCAGAUCUCCUGUGGAGGAGUCCGUGGAGGAGGUUGAAAGCCAGGGGACCGAGGCCCAGGAGGACGAUGAUCUUUCUGAUGAGGGGUCUGGUGAAGAUGCUUCAAUGUUGGCCCAGGGGUCCACACAUGAGUGUUCUCUGUCAGGAUCUGACAUAAUCGAUCUAGUUGCAGAAGAUCAGUCAGACGAGGAAGAAUCAAGAAUGCUGGCUCAAGAAGAGGAAGUGAUGUCAGGAUUGUCCCAGGAUGAGCCCACUGUUGAUAAUGUUGAUGAAAACCUAGAAGAGGAAAGUCCUGAGGAAAUGGGGUCAGAGGUACAUCUCGAUCACCUUACAAUGGGAGUCCCUGUCAUCCCAACUGUUACCAGUGACCUGGAAGAAGUUCUGUCUGAAUUUGAAGAAGUGGGAUCAGAUGCAGAUUCAGAUCACCUCACAGUGGAAAACUCAAGAAGAAAACAAGAAGAAACACUCUCAGAAAAGGAACUUUCACAGUUAGAUCUGCAUGAAAAACCCUCAGCUGAAAACAUUACAGAUGGUGGGGUAGAGGAAGAAAAUCUAGAACAAGGCACAAUAUCACAUCAAAAUGAGUCUGGAAAUAGUAUUGGUGAUGAUCAGGAAGUAGAGCAGUGUAUAGAAGAGGAAGUGACAUCCUCACUGCAACAUCAGACAUCAGAAGACAGUUUUGGUGAUGACCAUGAAGAAGAGGAGUAUAUAGAAGAAGAAUAUACUAAAGAGGAAGUGAUGUCAUCACUGCAACAUCAGACAUCAGAAGACAGUUUUGGUGCUGACCAGGAAGAAGAGGAGUAUAUAGAAGAAGAAUAUACUAAAGAGGAAGUGAUGUCUUCACUGCAACAUCAGACAUCAGAAGACAGUAUUGGUGAUGACCAGGAAGAAGAGAAGUAUACGGAAGAAGAAUACACCAAAGAGGAAUUGAUGUCAUCGCUGCAACAUCAGACACCAGGAGAGUAUAUUGAAGGACAACCUGACCAGGAUUCGGAAAUAUCUCCAUCUGUAGAGAGUGAGGGUGUCCUGGAGGAGGAAGACCAGACAAAGAUCAUCCAGGAUGUUGAGAUCUCAGAGGAGACUGAGACAGUGAUUUUGCUCCCCACUGACAUGGCCUUAUCAUCCCAGUCCUUUGAGGAAGCAUCGGAAGGGGGAGAAUCACAGAAUGGUCUUGUUGUAGGUGAAGUAUCUAAUGCAGAAGUUACUUCCACAGUGGAGGUAGAGACAGAAUUGACUUCUUCGAUGCCCGAGACAGAGAUUGUCGCAGUGGCAGAGCCCGAGGGCGUGUGUACUGAUGGGCAGGCAGUGGAUGUAGACUCCAGUCUAGUGGAGGGCGUUGGACCAAGUUCAGAAGCUGAGAAGGUGGAGUUGGAAAGCACAGGACUAGCCAACAUUUCUGCAACACCAAGUACUGAGGGGACACUGGUGUUGGCUGCUGAACCCCUGCAAAUAGGUGAGCUCUCACCGGCCAAGGACGAAUUUGGAGACGCAGAGGGUGUCGAGGUGCCGGAAGGGGCAGUUAGUACCACAGAGGUAGCAACAGAACCCACAGACGCCCAGGGCGGCGUGGAGACGGCUGGGGCCACUGGUGGGGAAACAGGUGAAGUCACUGCACAAGAAGUCACAGCUCCAACUCCUUGGAACAAACUGAGGAAAAGUAAAAAGGGCUCCACCAAAAGUCCCAAAAGUCCAACGAGUCCUUCUCGCAGGUGUAGUCAACAGUGAGAGCUUUGCAGAAAAUGUCCUCGGAAGCAUUGCUUCUGUACUUGUCCGGGGGAUUCUAUUAUCGAGAUUCUGACUGUAAAUCACUUGCUUGGCUGUUGGUAUUUUGGCUUAUUUGCUUUUUUCAUGACAAAGUAUAUAGGUCUAGGUAUAAGAUUAACAAAAUGCUUUAUUGGUAAAUGCUUAGAUACUGAACAUGUUUGUACAUGUCUUUGUGGUGUGUGGAAAGCCUAUAAUUUGUGGAUUCUGUACUUUUUUACAUGAUCAAUUGUAGAUGUUGAUAUUUUUACUGCAAUUACAGAAUAAAUGCCAAAUGAAUUAA
Messenger RNA from Hypomesus transpacificus, 6527 nucleotides. RefSeq lists its product as uncharacterized. Gene Ontology annotation, cellular component: plasma membrane; desmosome. Gene Ontology annotation, biological process: homophilic cell-cell adhesion. Lineage: Eukaryota; Metazoa; Chordata; Actinopteri; Osmeriformes; Osmeridae. The transcript has 15 exons. The coding region runs from base 125 to 6208 and encodes 2027 amino acids. The record is from RefSeq and is a predicted model, not a curated record. Gene Ontology annotation, molecular function: calcium ion binding.